AUGGCAAAUUUAAAUACUACUAUUAAUCCAUCUACGUACAAACAAGAAAGCUCUAAACAAAAAUUUUGUUGGGUGUGUUUUGAAACCGACGAUGAUGAAUUCGAAGGCAGAAGCGAUUGGGUAUCGCCAUGCAAAUGUCGGGGAUCUACUCGUUGGGUACAUCAAGAUUGCGUUCAAUGCUGGGUGGCUAAAAAACUAAAAGAAAACUCCACUAUUAAAGUGCAUUGCCCACUGUGUAAGACAGAAUAUAAUAUUAUUAUUAUGUACGAAGUUAAUUUCAUUGUCAAGUCAUUGAAUGAGCUUGAUAAAAUAUCCAAUCAGUUAAGUCCAUUUCUAAUAUUUGGCGUUGCUGUUGAUGCAUGUUAUUUGACUGCAGCGUUAUACGGAGCAAUUACUAUUAUACAGGUAAUAGGCAAAGAAGAAGCAAUGAUUAUUUUGAAAGAUACCGAUCCAUCUUUACUACUACUGAUGUUGCCCGCCAUACCGCUUUCUCUGAUUAUGAGUAGAACUAUUAACUGGGAAGAAACUCUACUAUUAGCAAUUCAACGCUUUACUUUUAAUUUUCCCAUAUUAAGAAAUAUUAUGCCUUCAAUUUUAUGUGAACCAGUGAACAUGGUAAAUACAACUCACUCGGUACAGUUUAACUCGAGAACUUAUGUAGCUUUAUUGUUGCCGACAACAGCAAAAAUAGUUGGAAAUGUGUUGUUCCACUAUAGUUCUUAUUCAAAUAUUCAAAAAACCUUAUUGGGUGGAUUGGUGUUUAUUGCUGUUAAAGGCGCUUUAACAAUAUAUCAAAGACAACACAAUGCAAUACGAAAUAGAACUCGUAAAGUUGCUGAUUAUCCAGAUUCUGCACGAUGA
Molecule: messenger RNA, 861 nt
Organism: Adelges cooleyi (spruce gall adelgid)
Lineage: Eukaryota; Metazoa; Arthropoda; Insecta; Hemiptera; Adelgidae
Product: E3 ubiquitin-protein ligase MARCHF5-like
Exons: 1
Coding region: 1-861 (286 amino acids)
Molecular function (GO): zinc ion binding
Source: RefSeq, a predicted model, not a curated record